AUGUUAGCGCGACAAGGUGCAAAACGACUUCUUGACGCUAAAUCUCAACAAUUAUUCUAUAUUGAUAUUACUUUUGCUGAUCUUAUAACAGUCGCUCCAAUAGUUUAUCGCCCAAUAGAAUUAAUCAUGGCAGAGAAAACCGUCGCAACCCUUCUUAGUAAAACCUUGGAACAAAUCCCUAAAUAUUCUGGUAAACCAGAUCAAGAUGCUGACGAAUGGAUGAAGGAUUUAACUGAUACAUUUCAUAUGACUAAUAUUACAGAAUCACAAGCAUUAAAAAUCAUCUCAACAUUUUUGGAAGGACAUUCUAAACAAUGGUUUAUUGAAAAUAUUACAAUAUUCGAAUUCUGGAAUUACUCUCGACAGCAUUUCAUUAAACCCAUCGAACAACGCCAUGUCAUAAUUCAAAACAUUCAAAAAUCCAAUCCACCAUUAAUUUUUGCCAAUACUCUCGUCAAUGGAUCACGUAUACAUCGUAUGAUAGAUGCUGAAGUCACUCAUUCAUUUAUCACCCAACGUGUAUUGAGCACAUUAUAUCAUUCAACAAUACCAUCAUGUGAUCGUAUUGUUCAAUUAGGUGAUGGCCAAACCAUACUUAAAAUAGUGGGUGAAGUUCAAUUAUUAUUGCAAUUUGAUAAAAUUUUUACACUUUUAAAUGUUCUCGUCGUCAAAACCAUGAAUACUGAUUUUAUACUUGGUAGUGAUUGGUGUACUAGCAAUGCAGCACGAAUCUAUUAUGAAAAAAAAACAAAUGAUGUUCUUAUAUUUUCUCUUAAUUUCAAUGAACAUAAAAAAAAACAUUUAAUUGAAAUUUUAUCAAUAUUAUCUAAAGCUAACUUUCAAGUCAAUCCUGAUAACUGUUCUAUUGCUGUUUACGAAAUCGAUUUUUUAAGCCAUACAAUCAAUAAACAAUUUAUUAAAUCGGAUGGUAUUAAAAUUACAGCUAUUAUUGCUUUCCCAGCUCCAACAACGUUCAAAGAAGCAAAUGAACUUGUCAGCCAAAUUAAUUGGUACCGAAAAUUCAUUCCGAAUUUUGCUCGUAUAGCUGUACCAUUACACGAAGUUACCAACAAAACAAAACAUAGUCGACAUGAAUUUAAAUGGGGACCUGGUCAACAUCAUUCAUUUGAUGAAUUUAAACGUAUUUUAACAACAUAUCCUUUAUUUUUAGAAUAUCCAGAUUUAUUGACUCCAUUUAUUUUAACAAUGAAUGCUAUUAUGUCAGGAAAUAUCUGUCAUGCCAUAAUUGUGUUCUCUCUUUUUCUCUCGGUUUCAUUCUAUCCCGUUUACAAUCAUUCCACUCUUCUUCUCGUAUCUAUUCUAUUUAAGUGA
Molecule: messenger RNA, 1332 nt
Organism: Rotaria socialis
Lineage: Eukaryota; Metazoa; Rotifera; Eurotatoria; Philodinida; Philodinidae
Source: the annotation of a GenBank genome assembly